Molecule: messenger RNA, 1318 nt
Organism: Solanum tuberosum (potato)
Lineage: Eukaryota; Viridiplantae; Streptophyta; Magnoliopsida; Solanales; Solanaceae
Product: 12S seed storage protein CRD-like
Exons: 3
Coding region: 100-1188 (362 amino acids)
Molecular function (GO): nutrient reservoir activity
Source: RefSeq, a predicted model, not a curated record
GAACGAGACAGCUGAAGAAUAUAUGAGCAUAGAACAUCAUAUUUACCUACAAUAUAGUUUGAGUUUGUGUUUUUUUAGAAUAACUAAAAAAAAAUAUCGAUGGAUUUGAUAUUGUCAUCGAAAAAAGCCGAUAAAACUAUAGUGGAAGUUGAAGGAGUUGGUGGAUACUACACAUGGUCAAGUAGCCAAUUUCCUGUUCUUAGCCAGAAAAAAAUUGCUGGUGGAUUGUUAGUUCUUCAGCCUCGUGGCUUUGCUUUACCUCACUAUGCUGAUUCCUCUAAAAUUGGUUAUGUUUGUGAAGGUGAAUGCAUUGCUGGACUGAUCUCACCAGAAGAUUCGAAAGAAGAAGUUAUAAAAAUUCAAAAAGGGGAUGCCCUACCAAUUACUGUGGGAACAGUGUCAUGGUGGUACAAUGCUGGUGACACUAAACUCAAAAUAAUUUUCUUGGGAGAAUCAUCUGAGGACUAUACACCUGGAGAAUUCUGUUAUUUCUUUUUAACUAGUGCCGCUGGUAUACUAAAUGGAUUUUCUAAUGAAUUAAUUGCCAAAACUUUUCACAUGACCCAAACUGAAUCUGAAAAACUUGUGAAAGAUCAAAGUGGUUUAAAUAUUAUAAUUAAGGUAAAUGAAGGUAUACAAAUUCCAAACGGAUCCAGCAGUGCGAAACGCAAGUUUGUUUACAACUUGGAUGGUGCAAAACCUUGUGUUGAGGUUAAAAAUGGUGGACAUUUAUCUUCGUUAAGUAUUAAGAAUAUACCGUUGCUUGGAGAGAUUGGAUUAAGCGCGAAUCGCGUAGUUUUGGAAUGUGGUGCUGUACUUGGUCCGAUUUAUACACCUGAUUCGUUUAUUCAUUUGAGUUAUAUUACGAAAGGGAGUGGACGUGUUGUAAUUGUGGGACUGUUUGGUAAGGUUGUGUUGGACACUAAAGUGGAGGAAGGUGACUUGUUUUAUGUACCAAAAUUCUUUCCGUUUGUUGUGGAAGCUGAUGAAGGAGGAAUUGAGUUCUUCUCCAUGAAAACAUCGUCAAAGGAAGUAUAUGGAGAAUUAUCAGGUGGAAAAAAAUCAGUUUGGGAAGCAGCAUCUCCAUCAAUUUUAGAGGCCUCUCUGAAUAUGACUCCGGAUUUGACAAAGUCUUUCAAGUCCAAGAUUGCUAAGGGUGCCGUCAUUGCCCCACCUUCAAAUGUUUAAGUAACAUUUGAGUAUAAUAAUUAUAAUAAUCUAAUAAGUAAUUGUAUGCUUGAAAUAAGACCGAUCGAUGAUCGAUAUGUGUGUAAAAGAUUAUUAUAUGGGAGCUUUUGACGUUUUAGCUUUUCCUUAA